Molecule: messenger RNA, 2161 nt
Organism: Pseudonaja textilis
Lineage: Eukaryota; Metazoa; Chordata; Lepidosauria; Squamata; Elapidae
Product: cyclic nucleotide-binding domain-containing protein 2
Biological process (GO): spermatogenesis
Molecular function (GO): cAMP binding
Source: RefSeq, a predicted model, not a curated record
GAAGAAAUGUUCAUCUCUGUGUGCAUACAGAUGUUUUCAGUACAAAGAAAAUGGGAGAAUUUCAGCUGAUGGAAAACGUAUUAAAGAAAAAUAAAACGCAUAGCCAUUUUCUUUUACAGGUUACAGGGACAAAUUGAUUAACUACAAAAGGGGAAUUAAGAAUUUUCGCAGGCUCAUUGUGAACAUUAUUCUGAUGAUAAAAGCAUGCCGAGGAUUCCGCAGCGCAUUGAAAGGAUUCGCAGGUUUUGACCUGAUAGAGAAAGACUGUCGUCGGCAAAUUGAAGGUGACAUCAAAAGCGCCAAUAUUGUGUUUGAUCGACAUGAAUUCAGCGUUUCAAAGGAACAUUUCCCUUUUAGAGCAAUCCAAAUAACUAAGAAGCCGCCAACAUGGAGGACUGAAUCAGAAAUAAAGCACUUGCGCAACCGCUUACAGCUUUUAGAAAGUUUCCGCCAAUAUAGCCCAACGCUGCAGUAUCUAUUGGCCAAAGUUAUUCGCUUUGAACGAUUUGGCCGCAGAAGAGUGGUCAUUAAAAAAGGGCAUGAAGCAACUGCCUUUUACUUCAUUUAUUAUGGUACAGUCGCUAUCACAGAUGAUGAUGAUGGUAGCAGUGCCUUUGUGGAAACAGCUCCAACUACAAUUCAGAGGGGUGCUUCUUUUGGUGAAAUUGCCCUUUUGCAAAAAACGAAAAGAAUCGCCACUGUUGUCUGUAUGGAGGAAACGGAAUUGCUGGUGGUGGAUAAAAAGGAUUUUUUUGCCUAUAAACUAGAUAAGGAACUUCAACGGGAAUUCAAAGUUCGCUAUGACUAUUUGAGGGCUAUAGAUCUUUUUCAAACGCUGCCUGAUUCUUCAAUAGAUAAAAUAGCUAAUUACUGCAAAGUUGAGAGAUUCUAUUGUGGACAGGUGAUUACCACUGACCUUGCAGAAACCCACAGUAUGGUAUUUAUUACCAAGGGCAUUUGUGAAGUAUUGAGACUUGUUAACCUCAGCACUUGUCCAUCUUAUCAAAAAUGGAUCAUUAAACAGCUGCAUUUUCCCAAAAACAAAAUAUCCACAAAAGAAAGGUACCAUAUGAAUUCUGAUAUUGCCUGUGUUGAUAGAUUCAAAAGCAGUAUGUGGAACUCCUACUCCGGACACAAAUUGAGGGACUUGAAAACCUAUUACUUACAGAGGAAGAAUUUAUCCCGUGAAAACUAUAAAAGCUAUGAAAAGCAGAUCUGUCGCUCCAAUAAGAAUUGUAAAAGUGUAGUGAUAGAUGAGCAGAAGCCUGAGAAAAGCAUCCUUCAUGAACCGGUACCAUCUGAAGAACAAGAGAUGGUGCAGAACGUUGUAUCAGGAGUAUUCAGACAGAAAUCACACUCUACAGCCUAUGGAGAAAUGCCAAACUCGGUUGCUGCGGCUGUAUAUAUCCGACUAGACCAACUCUGUAAAGGAGAUUACUUAGUAAAUCUGGAUGACAAUCGUGUCAUUGUUAUGGUCAGUCAAGGAGUUGAGCUAAUCCGACUGAAAAAAGAAAAGAUUGAGGCAUGGGCUGAUGACAUUAUUCUCAAGAAACUGAAUAAACUAAAGGUUAAAUAUCCCAGUGAUGAUGAGCUGUGUCAGAUCUUCCUUCGACAGAAUGCCUGGGAAAUGUUUAAGAAAGAUCUAUUGAAACUUGUGAUGGAGCCCAAACUCAUGAAGAUGGUACAUCCUCCACAUCCAUGCCCUACAGCUGAAGUCUACGAUUCCUGGAGUUUGAAUCAAGAAGGAAUUUUGGAUCUUUCUUCUUUGUGUUACAGAAUACCACGGCCGCCACCUAAACUCAAAUAUGUUCCUAUUCAAUUAACCCAAACAAGAGAAAGUCUACCAGUUGUUCUACCAAAGCUGAUUCAUGGCAUCUCAGUUGUGCGUCCCAAUUUGGAUGGCGCAUUUUAAUAGCAUCAGGGUUUAGAUGCAUAAGUCAGCCAUGUAGGCACAGUUCUAAAAGACUGAAGGAUGAUGAUACUACUUACGUGUUUAUGGCUAUUUGUACAUAAAUAUGCAUUUAAUUGCCAAAGACUACAUUUCUUAAUUGACACAAUGAUUUGUGAAUCUAGUCCAAUUCAUUUUUUCUGAUAUUGCAGGGAAACAAAUUUCUUUUAUAAGGUAGGUUUCCCCAUGAAUAUAUAUAUAUGCAUCAGUAAA